CCCGACCCUCAGUGGCCACAGACCGGGGGUAUAGUCUUAGACCACAUGUCGCUCAUCUACGACAGCGCACCCGACAAACCGGUGCUCAAAGACAUCACGUGUGAGAUAAGGGGCGGCGAGAAGAUCGGUAUCGUUGGCCGCACGGGUGCGGGCAAGUCGUCCGUCAUAUCGGCGCUGUUCCGUAUGGUUGAGCCCACGGGUCGUAUAGUCAUCGAUGGUGUGGACACCAAACGCAUCGGUUUGCAUGACUUGCGUCGGGCGCUGGCAAUCAUACCGCAGGAACCGGUAGUGUUUUCGGGUACGAUUCGAAGUAAUCUAGAUCCUUUUAGCGAGCAUUCAGAUACGGACAUCUGGUCAGCGUUGGAGUCGGUGCAGCUCCAGGACGUGGUCAGCGCCAUAACCGGUGGUCUGGACGCCAGUCUUAGCGGCGGUGGCCUUGAGUUUAGCGCCGGUCAGCGCCAAUUGGUGUGCUUAGCCCGGGCUAUACUCCGUCACAAUAGGGUACUAGUGCUCGACGAGGCGACCGCUAAUGUUGACCACCAAACCGAUGCACUCAUCCAACGUAUUAUAAGGACUAGUUUUCACGAUUGCACUGUACUUACUAUAGCCCAUAGGCUUAACACUAUCAUCGAUUGCGAUCGAGUUAUGGUAUUGGACCAAGGCAGACUAUGCGAGUUCGACGAUCCGCACAUACUGUUGGAGCGAAUGGGCAUGUUUUACGACAUGUGCCAAAUGACUGGACCCGAUAUGGCCCAGCAUUUGCACCACACGGCCAAAGAGGCCUUCAUUAAAAAGUCACAGAUAUCUUUAAUACUCAAGAAUACUGUUAAAAUGCAAUAUACUCCAGCUGAAUACGAGGAGGUUACUCUGUAUCCUAAAGAAUGUGCUAGAGCGUUUGUCCAGAGUAUUGUUUCCAAAAAUAAGGAAUACGACAUAAUUGUAGACCUCGGGUGUGGGACCGGGUAUUUGGUAGACCUGUUGUCGCAAUCAGUGAAACACAAGCGCAUCGUUGGACUCGACAUCUGUCCAAAUAUGAUAGCAUUUGCCGAACAAAACCACAAACCCAUGGAUUCCGUCCAGUAUUUGGUCCAAGACUUGAGCCAAUCCUGGGAUUCAUUGAGUCCUGUAUUGAAAGCAUUGGAGUCUAAGGUAUCGCUAAUUGUAUCGGAUUUUGUCAUUCAUUGGUUUCCCGAUAAGAGCCGACUAAUGCAUGUCGUGAGCAAACUGUUGGCCAAAAACGGAGAAUUUGUGGCCAAUUAUGUUCGCACACCGGAUGUCAUGUCAUUGUUGACCGACGAACAGAGCAAACAAUACAAUAUACAAUUGCAGACAAAGAGUGAAUCACAACAAUUGGAUGAAAUACAGACGGCGUGUUCGCACAAUGGCUUAAAUGUAACCAAGAAUUGUGUCAUUUUGCACACAAGCCGUGUCAACAAAUACGCCAUCAAAUGUGGGUUUUAUUACACCGACACAAGCGGUCCCUUGAAUUUUGGUCCCGCUUUCCAAAUAGCGGACAAAACUUCGCCAUUGUUUGCAUUCAUGCGAAACAUAAUGUUUGACAUAGCGUUACGUCCGGACGCGACUGCUCUUAACCCUCACGCCUACGACCAGUUGGCCCACAAAUGGGACCCAAACGGACCCGCAGUUCCCACUUAUUAUCACGGCAUACAUAUU
Molecule: messenger RNA, 1674 nt
Organism: Medioppia subpectinata
Lineage: Eukaryota; Metazoa; Arthropoda; Arachnida; Sarcoptiformes; Oppiidae
Source: the annotation of a GenBank genome assembly